UCAACUUCCCCCCAGAUUAUGGUAACUCAAAGGUUCAUCCGUUUCAUGGGUUAAAGGAAACCUAUAAGACAUACACUUAGUCGUAGGUGUUGCACCAAAUCAUUUCGCGUGAUGGUUCAAGCUCAUUGGUUUCUAACUCGAUUAUAUUGGGGCACAGUUUUAUGGACAAAUCGGCAACGUUUGACAUGCAAGGUAGUUUUCGAGUUUGACCCAGGGACUUAUAAAAGCCACCGUCUCCGUCCGCGGCGGCAUCAUUCAACCGUGUGUUUUCGCUUGACCAAGUGUGCAGCUUCUUCUAUUAACCAAAAGCAAAAUGUUCAAGUUUGCUGUUGCUGCGGCAGUGCUACUGGUGGCGGUAGUGUCUGCUCAAUGGUACGGAGAUGAUGCUGCUAGUGGGUCGGCCGGGAGUUUUGGCGGUGGACACCAUGCGUAUCCCAAGUACAAGUACGAAUACGGCGUCAAGGAUCAUCACACCGGAGAUCACAAAAGCCAGUGGGAGGUCCGCGAUGGCGAUGUUGUCAAGGGCGGUUACACUCUGCAUGAAGCUGACGGCACUGAGCGUGUGGUUGAGUACUCAUCCGAUAAACACAAUGGUUUCCAGGCUCAUGUGAAAACCGUGGGUCACGCCCACCACCCACAGGUCUAUGGACACCACGGGGAAUGAUGAAAGCAAGAGACUAUGAAGACUGUGAUAUUAGUUAGUUAGUUGACACAACGAUACAAAUGGGUAGAUUUGUGCAUACAGAGAACAAAUAAAGGUAUAUUCAUCCGCUUUUUAUGAA
Messenger RNA from Aedes albopictus (Asian tiger mosquito), 782 nucleotides. Its product is annotated as adult-specific cuticular protein ACP-20-like. The transcript has 2 exons. The record is from RefSeq and is a predicted model, not a curated record. Gene Ontology annotation, cellular component: extracellular matrix. Bases 314 to 664 code for a protein of 116 amino acids. Lineage: Eukaryota; Metazoa; Arthropoda; Insecta; Diptera; Culicidae.